GUUUUUGUUUACAGUGUAUACAAGUUUGGCUCGAGCUGUGUUGUUGUGUAAACGCCUUUGUUUAUGAAAAUGAGUGGAAAUUAAAGCAGUGGUCAUGUUCACACGGAGCAGGGGUUGAAUUAAGUGUCGCCUGGAUGGUUUAUUAAUAUUAUUCUCCUGUGGUUGGGUUUAAUUUAAAUGAAGGCGAGUCUAAACACAGGCUGGAGCUCAUCAUGCCUUCGUAUGAAGAAUGGAAGAAAAACAUCUACUUCUAUUACUGUGUCAAAUUCACACUGAAUGUUUAUUCGAUGCUGUUCUCGUUGGUGGGCCUGUGUGUGCUGUGUGUGGGUGUGUAUGCCGAGGUGGAGAGGCAGAAGCACCGCACGCUGGAGGGCGUGUUUCUGGCUCCGGCUGUGCUCCUCAUCCUCCUGGGUCUUGUCAUGUUCUCCGUGUCUGUGGUGGGAAUGUUGGGUUCACUGCGCGACAACAAAACCCUGCUGCAUGUGUUCCUGAGUGUGCUGUCGGUUCUCCUGGCGCUCCAGGCUCUCGCGCUCAUCAUUGCGUUGCUGUUUGAGAAAAAGACGUCCGAACUGUUCCAGAAGAACAUCCAGCAGGGCAUCAAGCACUACUACGAUGACCUGGACUUCAAAAACAUCCUGGACUACGUGCAGGAAAAGUUCUCCUGCUGUGGAGGUGAUGAAUAUAAGGACUGGGAGGUGAAUCAGUACCACUUCUGUAACGGCUCCGGGCCCCUGGCCUGCGGGGUUCCGUACACCUGCUGCGUCCCCAACAAAGAGCCUGGAGAAGUAGUAAACACACUGUGUGGCUAUAAGACUCUUACCAAACAGCGUGAAGAUUUGGACGAUGUCAUACACGUGCGAGGAUGUAUUCAUGCUGUAAACCUGUGGAUGGGCGACAACAUCGGGGCCACUGUAGGAAUCUGCUGCGCCGUGGGGUUGCCUCAGCUUCUGGGCAUCGUGCUGAGCUGCGUCUUCUGGAACCUUCUGGUGGAGAUGAGCGAAUCCGUAGACAUGGUGGACUUCAAGAUACUCAAGAAGGCUGGAUUCGACUACAACGAACUGGACCUGUCCGGCGCCGGCUGGUGCAUGUGCCUGCCCCGUGUUGGCGGCUACCUGCCUAUGCCUUACACAGAACCGGAACCGGAACCACAGCCGGAAACAGAAGUCCUGAUCCCUGAUUUUGAUUCUGAUCCUGUGACCUUAGAGCAGGUACAGGCUGAGAUAUCCCUCAGCCAAUCGAAACAAGACAAGCCCGGGAUGGACGAGGUGGACAAUCGGGUGUAGAGGUCAGAAAGGGAACCGAAGUGCAUUUCCUUCACCUGUUUUUUAAAAAUUUGAUAGUGAUUUUAAUUUAUUUUUUACUUUGUAUUCGAGGAGCACAAGAUCUUUUAUUGCACUAACGAGUCUUGCACAACAACCCGGGUUUAAUGGAAAGGGAAACGGUUUUCUUUUGUCAAACGUAACAUAAGGGAUGUGGUUGUUUUUUUUAAUAGGAGUUAAAAAAAAAUUUAGCAACAAAAAGGGAAUGGGUUCCCCCCCCCCCACACACACACACACAUUUGUCGGGUUUCGCUUGCUGUAUUCAUCAUGUUCCUUUAACUGUGACUCAUUUGAUCAGCGAGUGAAAUUUCCCAAUCCCAGAUCCCAUUUUAAAACGUGAGCUCGGAUCAAAAUGUUCAGUUAUUUCUCUUUGUCAUUUAUUUAUUUGGGUGUAAUGCUUUCAAAGUGAACACGGGUGUGGAGCUAUGUGCAGAUGUUAGAAAUGGGGAAUUCGAUUUGACGUUGCUGCUGUUCCUGUUUACAGUCCUGCGGGUAGAAAUUAAAUUUGAGACACUAAUUCAGGACGACCUAUUGCCUUAGUCACUACCAUUAUUUUUUGUUGUUUUUGUUGUGUUUUAUUUUUUCAAUCAGUAAUACCUCAAGCUAUUUCAUGAUAGCCCUAUGUGCAAAUUUUUUUUUAAUAAGAAUAAUUUUUUAAAGUUUGAUGAUCAGUACUUGAAAAGUAAUGUUUAUAAUAAUGCACAUUUUUUUUUAUUCAGUAUUUGUGCUUUCAGUUAAUAUGCUGUAAGCUCAAGUGCAUGUGGUUUUGUAAAUGAUUUAAAAAAAACAAAUGGAGACCAUAGCUGACAUUUUCAAAGUGGUUUGAUGGCUGUAGUUUGUAUUGUUUUUUUUUAUUUUAUUUUUUUAAAGCAUUUUCUUAUGACAGAACAGGUUAUGAACAAAACUUUAUAUAAACUUCUGUCUCAAAACACACCCAGUUCUACAGUUCUCCCGUGGUUAAAGACACUUCCUGACACCUAUGUUCAUGUUCAUGAACAAACCUUCGCUCUAACGCUACAGGAAGCUUUUUUUUUUUUUUUGAGCUCUGUGGUGAAUUUGUACCACAGCACUUAGACUUUGACCUUUAACUUAAACAUGUUAAUACACACUACAGCCCUGUUUGGAUGGGAUUCGUUCUACAUGGUACACCGAGAGUAAUUCCUAAUCCAUUUGAUUUUUCAUCUGUGCCAGAAUUCUCUAAAUUUCCUAUAUUCAUGUUAAAUAUAUUAAAUACAUAUAUCACCAAAUUAUAUCAUGCAAAUUCUAGGACUGUUAUAAAUAAAUGAACAAGUAGCAGUACCUGUAUCAUUGUCCUUAAUAAUUCCUUCAUAAUUUAAUGUUAAAUGCUGCCGAUUUAUAUAAGUAAUUAUUCAAUCCACGUCCACUGGAUGUGAGCAAUCGCAUGCUCUGAUUGGCUAUUCUACUACUAGGAUAUCAGCUUAUAUACCAUGAGUAGAGAAAAACAAAAUGGCGGCGCGUGUUGCUGAACCAACAGAGGACGAAAUAAAAACUACUCGAAAACAAAUCCCUAAAAAAAAAAAAGCAACAAAAUAUGGAAUGAAAGUAUUUGAUAGAUCUUUUAAAAUUAAAUUUUCAAGAAUUAUUAUUAUUAUUAUAGCAUUUUUCACAAAUUGCUCCUGUCAUUUCACCGGUUUGUUUACAUUCUGAGCAGAAAUGAUUUUGUCGGACAUUGUGUAUAAAGAUUUUAUUAUCAAAUUUGCAAAAAAUAAAAGUUGAAAUGCUCUGUUUCUCAAAAUCCAGUGAAUGUGGAUAGAAUAAAACAGUUACUCAAUCACGUCGUACAUGGCUUAUAGUCGAGCCAUCAGCUCAUGUACGACUCGGUUUUGUGGAAUAACUGUUAAAUAUAGCUCAUAUAGCCCACAAUUCAGAAGUUCAAUUCAUAAAAUAGAGAGAGACUAAUCCCAUCUGAAUAUGGCUAUUUUAUAAAAGUUUCUUUGAAAAUUAUUAUUUUUUUAAAGUAGGCUUAUAGCAACUUUUUUUUUUCCUUCUCUCAUUCCUUCCUUGUACACUACAUUGUUCUUGUCAUUUCAGUACACAAAUGAAAGUAGCAUAUUUCAGACCCUAAACAUGUCUCGGCUGUAGAGACAGAGUGAAUUGUACACUGUGAGGUUUUUGGCUGUACUGUUCCUUUAAGCUUGUUGCUGAAGACAGAACUUUUCUGCACCACUGGCCUUAUAAAAACUCCACUGCGGUCCUCACCAAUAAAAUAUGACUGACUUGAA
This is a messenger RNA of Neoarius graeffei (lesser salmon catfish), 3562 nucleotides long. RefSeq lists its product as uncharacterized. The coding region runs from base 213 to 1283 and encodes 356 amino acids. The record is from RefSeq and is a predicted model, not a curated record. Gene Ontology annotation, cellular component: membrane. Lineage: Eukaryota; Metazoa; Chordata; Actinopteri; Siluriformes; Ariidae. The transcript is spliced from 8 exons.